Molecule: messenger RNA, 4564 nt
Organism: Polyodon spathula (Mississippi paddlefish)
Lineage: Eukaryota; Metazoa; Chordata; Actinopteri; Acipenseriformes; Polyodontidae
Gene: cpda
Product: carboxypeptidase D, a
Exons: 21
Coding region: 65-4129 (1354 amino acids)
Biological process (GO): proteolysis
Molecular function (GO): zinc ion binding; metallocarboxypeptidase activity
Source: RefSeq, a predicted model, not a curated record
GCUAAGGUGAAGUAGCAGCUGGAACGGAAACACAGACAGAGGAGGUGAGGGGACCUUCACAAACAUGGCGCAACAACAACAACAACAACUGAUUAUCACAUCCACCCAACUGUUCCGCUUCGGUUUCUUAUUUUUGGCCUCGUGUUUUCUCCUGAACCCCUCCGGUUGUUGUUGCGAGGCGCGUCUGCAGCGAAGGGCGGCCGUGAACGGGGAAGUCCAGUCGAAGGAGGUCCCGGAGGAAACGUUUCUCAGAUAUUACCGCUACGAGGAAUUGACGGGGCUCCUCAAAGCCCUGGCCCAGACUCACCCGCACAUCGCCAAUCUGUCCAGCGUGGGGCAGUCGGUGCAGGGCAGGGAGCUAUGGGUGAUGCAGAUCACAAAAGACCCUGCAGCCGAAGUGCCGGGCAAACCCAAACUCAAAUACGUUGGUAACAUGCAUGGGGACGAGACCGUGUCUAGGCAAGUGCUGGUUUACCUGAUCGAGUACCUGCUGGACAGGUACGGUAAGGAUGAGCGGAUUACGAAACUGGUCGAUGAGACUGACAUCAGUAUCAUGCCCAGUAUGAACCCUGAUGGCUUCGAAAAGUCGGUGGAAGGGGACUGCGAGGGUGAACACGGGGGCAGGGAGAAUGCCAGGGGUAAAGACUUGAACAGGAGUUUUCCAGACCAGUUUAAAACCAUUGAUGUACUAAUGGAGGAUGUCCCAGAGGUAGCUGCUGUAAUGAAAUGGAUUCAAGAAAAAAGGUUUGUGCUAUCUGCUAACCUGCAUGGCGGCUCGGUGGUGGCUAGUUAUCCAUUUGACGACUCCCUCAAACACAAGGUGACCGGGGAGUACAGCCCCUCCUCGGACGACAGGCUUUUCCGGUAUCUGGCAAGGAGCUACGCUGAGCACAACCCGGUGAUGAAGACCGGAGAACCCCACUGUCCAGACACCCCGGAUGAGACCUUCAAAGACGGCAUCACUAACGGAGCGCAGUGGUAUGACGUUCCCGGGGGGAUGCAGGACUACAACUACCUGAAGGGGAACUGCUUGGAGAUCACCUUGGAGCUGACCUGCUGCAAACACCCGCCGGCCUCUGAGCUGCCCAAGGAGUGGGACAACAACCGGGAAUCUCUGCUCGCCUACAUGGAGAAGGUUCACAUUGGAGUGAAGGGUUUUGUGAAGAACGCUUUGACCAGCGGCUGGAUCUCGGAUGCAGAGAUAAUGGUGUCGGGAAUUGAUCACAACGUGACGACGGGCCAGUUCGGAGACUACAACAGACUGCUGCUGCCAGGGUCCUACAACAUCACUGCCAGCGCGGCAGGAUACAUCCCCAUGACUGCGGCCAACGUCCAGGUACCGGAGGGCAAGGCCAUAGAGGUGAAUUUCGCCCUCCAGCCUGUGGGAUGGGUUACCGCAGCUCCAGAGGUGGAGACCGUCACGGGGAAGAACGUGAGCGCGGCGACAGCCAAACCGAAACAUGUGCCCAUCCAGCCCCAGGACUUCCGGCACCAUCACUACUCUGACAUGGAGCUGUUCCUGCGGCGCUACAGCACGGAGUACCCGGGCAUCACGCGGCUCUACUCCAUCGGCAAGUCUGUGGAGCAGAGGGAGCUGUACGUGAUGGAGAUCACAGAAAACCCCGGCACCCACAAGCCAGGCAAACCCGAGUUCAAGUACAUCGGGAACAUGCACGGCAACGAGGUGGUGGGCCGGGAGCUGCUGCUCAACCUGAUCGAGUUCCUGUGCAAGAACUACGGCAGCGACCCGGAGGUGACGAAGCUGGUGAACUCCACGCGCAUCCACAUCAUGCCCUCCAUGAACCCUGACGGCUACGAGCAGUCACAGGAAGGAGACAGGGGGGGAACAGUUGGUAGGAACAACAGCAACAGCUACGACCUGAACCGGAACUUCCCCGACCAGUAUGUCUCCAUCACUGACCCCCAGCAGCCGGAGACCAUCGCCGUCAUGAACUGGCUGAGGACCUACCCCUUUGUGCUCUCUGCCAACUUGCAUGGGGGUUCCCUCGUGGUGAACUACCCCUAUGACGACGAUGCAGAGGGUCUGGUGGCCUACAGCAAGUCUGCUGACGAUGCUGUUUUUAAAAUGGUGUCCCUCGCCUAUUCCAAGGAGAAUGCAGCUAUGUACAAGGGUCAUCCUUGUGAAGAGAUAUACCCGAAAGAGUACUUCGAAGAGGGCAUCACUAACGGGGCACGUUGGUACAACGUCCCGGGAGGCAUGCAGGACUGGAAUUACCUGAACACAAACUGCUUUGAGGUGACCAUUGAGCUGGGCUGCGUCAAGUACCCCCUAGCCAAGGACCUGCCCAGGUACUGGGAGCAAAACCGCCGAUCCCUGCUGCAGUUCAUCCACCAGACGCACAGAGGAGUCAAGGGAUUCGUCGUGGAUGCUAAAGACAGGACCGGCAUACCGAACGCCACCAUCAUCGUGGCAGAGAUUGACCACCCCAUCACCACCGACAAGGCUGGCGAUUACUGGAGGCUGCUGGCACCAGGGACCUACCGCAUCACUGCCAAAGCUCCCGGGUAUGUUCCUGUCACCGUGUAUGUGACAGUGCUGGACGAGGAGGUGGUGCAGCUGGACUUCAAGCUGACCCGUGAGGAGAAGAGCCCGGCCCCCAAGGGCCCCCCCGCCACGCAGGACCCCUCGGCGCAGGAGUUCCAGAACCUGAUCAAGGAGCUGUCCUCGGAGAGAGGGCUGGAGCGGCUCGUCCUGAGCUCGGCCGACGACAGCAACUUCUACCGCUAUCGGCCCUACAAGGAGCUGUCGGAGUUCCUGCGCGGGCUGACUCUCAACUUCCCCCACAUCACCAAGCUGCGCAGUUUGGGUCAAAGCGUAGAAUUCAGAACCAUCUGGGCCUUAGAAAUCUCCAACAAGCCGAAGGAGCCGGAGCCGGCCGAACCCAAGAUCCGCUUUGUUGGAGGGAUCCAUGGGAAUGCACCUGUGGGGACCGAGCUGCUCCUGGAGUUCGCUGCGUUUCUGUGUAUAAACUACGGGAAAAACUCUGCCAUAACCAAGCUGAUUAACGAGACCAAGAUUGUGAUUGUGCCCUCGAGCAAUCCUGACGGCCGCGAGAAGGCGCAGGAAAGGCAGUGCACGUCGACAGCGGGGCUGGUCAAUGCACACGGCAAGGACCUCGACACAGACUUCUUUGGUAACACCUCUCAGCACUUUGUGGAGCCUCAGCCAGAGACCAAGGCGCUCAUGGACUUCAUCCUGGAGAGGGGCGACACUCUGUCUGUGGCUCUGGACGGAGGCUCUGUGCUGGCCACCUACCCCUACAACAAACCAGUGCAGCCCGUUGAAAAUGAGGAAACUUUGAAAUAUUUGGCUAUUGUAUAUGCUAAUAACCAUCCCACAAUGCACCAGGGUCACCCAGGAUGUGCAAAUAACCAAGUUGAAAACAUCCCAGGAGGCGUGCUGCGUGGGGCGGAGUGGCACAGUCACAUGGGCAGCAUGAAGGAUUUCAGCAUGGAUUUUGGCCGCUGUCCUGAGAUCACAGUGUUCACCAGCUGCUGCCUCUUCCCCAGCGCAGACCAGCUCUCUCAGCUCUGGGCUGACAACAAGCAGUCUCUGCUCAGCAUGCUGGUCGAGGUCCACAAGGGUGUGCGUGGUGUAGUGAUGGAUAAGAGUGGGAAGCCCAUCCCCAAGGCCUUGAUUGUGCUGAACGGGGGGGUGCGGGUCUACACCAACGAGGGGGGCUACUUCCACGCCCUGGUGGCUCCCGGCUCACACAAAAUUGAGGCCGUGGCCGAGGGCUACCAGCAGCAGCACAAGGAGGUGUUCGUCUCCUCCUACGAAGUUGCUAGCUCCAUUACUAUCAGAUUUGAAACGGACAACCGGAUCUUCGGCUUGCCGAGGGAGUUUGUGGUAGCCACUGCAGGAGCCUCGAUGAGCGCUCUGGUCGUCACCGCCUGCAUCAUCUGGUGCGUGUGCUCGGCCAAGUCGAACCGGCAGAAGGACGGCUUCCACCGGCUGCGGCAGCACCGGGAUGAUUACGAGGACGAGAUCCGCCUCACCUCCAUGGGCUCCAAGAAAUCCCUGCUGAGCCACGAGUUCCAGGACGAGACGGAGAGUGACGAAGAGACCCUGUACGCCAACAAGCACUGUGACACGCACGCACACUGAGAUUCCAGGAGAGACUGGGCAGUAUGGGGAGAUGGACAAAACCAAGAGAGAGUAAUUGUGUUGACAUGUAACUGUACAGACUGUGUUUGCAUCUACAUAAUGCGAGUGUACGCACACGCACAUGCACACGUUGACGCACACGCGUGCAUGCUUGUUAAGCAGCCAUCAGAAAUCAGUCCUGGGACUAGGGGAGGGAUGGGACACACGCUUCAGGGAAGAUUCAGCCACACUGCCAGUGCUGUCCUCCUUUGUCUAAACGUGUGUGUGUGUGUGUGUGUGAGAGAGAGGGGGGGAAUGUAGUAUUGCUGGAACGUCCUGUCGCUGCAGAGCUUGUGCGAGUGCUUGUUUUGAACUUUUUGUACUUGAUACAUGGAGACUCUUAACAAAAGCGCCUAAAUAAUGUUUUUUUUUUUAAUAAAUGUAUGAUUUGUUGUU